AUGCGCUUCUCACUUCCUCUCUUCGCGUCGGCGCUGAUAGCUGGCGUCAGCGCUUCAAAUGUACUGGAGCUUCUUCCAGAAACCUUCGACAGCAUCAUCGGAAAGGGAACACCAGCGUUGGUGGAGUUCUUUGCGCCCUGGUGUGGUCACUGCAAGAACCUCGCGCCUGUGUAUGAACAACUUGCAGACGUCUUUUCACACGCGAAGGACAAAGUUAUCGUCGCCAAGGUCGACGCGGAUGGUGCUGGCAAACCGUUAGGAAAGCGAUUUGGAGUAACAGGAUUCCCAACUCUCAAAUGGUUUGAUGCUGAGGGCAAGGAGGUGACUUACGAAGAAGGCCGUGACCUCGAGAGUCUAUCAAAAUACAUCACAAAGAAAACCGGCGUCAAGUCGAUUCUUCCCGUUCCGCCGCCAUCUGAUGUCGUCACUCUCGAUCUGAACAACUUCAAUGAAAUUGCGCUAGAUGAGUCCAAAGAUGUUCUUGUCACCUUCACUGCUCCCUGGUGCGGUCAUUGCAAGAACCUCAAGCCUCAUUACGAGAAAGUUGCCACGACAUUCAGCCUCGAAAAGAAUUGCGUUGUUGCCAACCUUGACGCCGACGACAAGAAGAACGCUGAUAUAAGCCGUAAAUACGAAGUCACUGGUUUCCCCACUAUCAAGUUCUUCCCGAAGGGCUCGAGCAACAAGAUGCCUGUUGACUACGAAGGUGGACGCACGGAAUCAGAUAUCAUUGCCUACCUGAAUGAGAAGUGCGGGACUCAACGUGCUGUGGGUGGAGGGUUGAACGAUGAGGCCGGUCGCGUUGCAGAAUUUGACGCCCUAGCCCAUAAGUUCUUCAAGGCAUCAGGAAGCGCCCGUGAGUCGGUGUACAAGGAGGCCCAGAAGUUGGCCGCAAGCGCCGGUGCACUGUCCAAACAUUACAUCCGUGUUAUGGAGAAGGUAGCCAACGGCUCGGCGGGCUAUAUCGAGAAGGAAUCUAAGCGAUUGGCCAAAAUCCUGGAGAAGCGUAACAUGUCACCGGUGAAGCUCGACGAGAUUAAAAUCAAGGCCAACGUCCUGAAGUCGUUCCUCGAGGAGCGCGUCGCCGAAGCCAAGGAGAAGCUCGGGCGCGCAGACUCCGAGUUGUAA
Messenger RNA from Cyclocybe aegerita, 1128 nucleotides. The record is from the annotation of a GenBank genome assembly. NCBI's taxonomy places the organism in Eukaryota, Fungi, Basidiomycota, Agaricomycetes, Agaricales, Hemipholiotaceae.